This is a messenger RNA of Salvia splendens (bonfire salvia), 447 nucleotides long. RefSeq names its product cytochrome P450 CYP72A219. The coding region runs from base 1 to 447 and encodes 148 amino acids. The record is from RefSeq and is a predicted model, not a curated record. The transcript has 3 exons. Gene Ontology annotation, molecular function: monooxygenase activity; iron ion binding; heme binding. NCBI's taxonomy places the organism in Eukaryota, Viridiplantae, Streptophyta, Magnoliopsida, Lamiales, Lamiaceae.
AUGCUUGUGCAAGGCGUUGUCAGCUACGAGGGAGAGAAAUGGGCCAAGCACAGGAAGAUCAGCAACUCUGCUUUCCAUUUGGACAAACUCAAGCUGAUGAUACCUGCCUUCGUUUUGAGCUGUGAAGAAAUUGUGAGUGAAUGGGAAAAGAGUGCAACAUCAAGAACUGCAUUGAGCAGAAGCUACCGACAAGGUAGGAGAAUCUUCGAGCUGCAAAGGGAGCAGGCCGACUACGCCAUGAAGGCCAUGCGAUCUAUUUACAUUCCCGGAUGGAGACAUGUGCCCAUGAAAACGUACAAGAGAAUGGUGGAAAUAUCAAAGGAGGUUCGCUCCACAAUCUGUGAUCUCAUCGAUACAAGGGUUGAAGCGAUGGGAAGAAAGGAAGCCAAGCAUGAAGACUUGCUUGGCAUAUUGUUGGAGUCGAAUUCAGCAAGAGCUUCGGGAUAA